UGAGGCGGAGUUUGGCGUGGAAUCUGGUACCCGAGGGCUACUGCAACCCAGACUAACCAACCCACUGGUAGAAAAUGUCAGAGGGUCUCGGAGUCCUGCCUUUCCUUCUUCUCUUUCUGGCAGAAGCCUGCCUAGGCCCUGGAUGCCAGGCCCUGAAGAUAGACGUUCCACCAUCAGUGACAGUAAACUUGGGGGAUGAGGCCCGCCUCGCCUGCAAGCACAAUGGCAACAAACCUAAUAUCACGUGGUGGUACAGUUUUGUGUACAACUCCAACAACUCCAUCCCCCCAGUGUUUAUGGGUUAUGGUCAGGGGCUCGGAAGUGAGCUGGUCAUCCCCAAUGUAAACAAGAGCCACAGGGGCCUCUACAGCUGCCACGUGGAAGAAAAUGGCAAGCGGAAAUUCUCCUGCGGCACCUACCUUCGAGUGCGUAAGCCAAUCCCUAGACCCUUCCUGGACAUGGGGGAAGGCACCAAGAACCGUAUCAUCACAGCCGAGGGCAUCAUCCUGCUGUUCUGUGCAGUAGUGCCAGGGACAUUGCUACUCUUCAGGAAGCGGUGGCAGAACGAGAAGUUUGGUGUGGACAUGCCAGAUGACUAUGAAGAUGAAAAUCUUUAUGAGGGCCUGAAUCUUGAUGACUGCUCUAUGUAUGAGGACAUCUCCAGGGGACUCCAGGGCACCUACCAGGAUGUGGGCAGUCUCCACAUUGGAGAUGUCCAGCUGGAAAAGCCGUGACUGACAUCCCCCAUCCUGCUGUGCUGUCAGUCCCCACCUGCCAUAUCCCUGCUUCACUUCUCUUCCCCUGGAGUCUCCCCUUCCCAGUCUUUGUCCCUCCAGAGUGUCCCACCCUUGCCUCCAGACUACCCCACCCUACUCUCCCACCUAAUCUUGUCCUUCCCCAAGUCUGUCCCGGGUUCCCUCUCCAGUGGGUAAUGAGCCCUUAAUCGCUGCCUCUAGGGGAGCUGAUUACAGCAGCCUCGUUAGUGUCACCCCCUCCUCCCAGAUCUGUCAUGGCCACUUAAGUGCUAAUAAAUCCUUCCUAAAGCA
Molecule: messenger RNA, 1046 nt
Organism: Myodes glareolus (Bank vole)
Lineage: Eukaryota; Metazoa; Chordata; Mammalia; Rodentia; Cricetidae
Source: RefSeq, a predicted model, not a curated record